GGCAGGCGACCUUAUUUGUUAAUUAUAUUUAUGUACAAGUAGAAGUAGCAUCUCCAAUUUGAAGUUGUCCCCGUCGAUGACCAAGGCAAAAGGUCAAUGCUUUUUCCUUGAUCGCUGAUCGGUACUUGAUGAUUUGGAGGAGAGAUGAAGAAAGCAGGAUCAGGUAUGAUGAAGCAUUACCUCUUUAGUAGGUGUCGGAUGGUUGAUUGGCUUUUAAGACAAGCGAAAUCAUUUAGUAGAAACAAAAAGAAAAAAGAAUAUCAGGGAGGCCAACUCUUUCUUCCUCCUAUCCAGGUCUAUUUUUGGCCAAUCCAUGACCAGUGACCAGAACAUAAGGCAAAACAUGAAGAAUCAGUAUAUGUUUUAAAGAUUCAACAUCAGAUCGGUGCACCCAUGCUAUUGUUGCUGGUUCUGGUACUGGCAGUGAAGAACGAAUAUCUAGCUUUAUGCUUUAACAAUGGAGGUCGGAUCUUGAGUUUUUUAGAUAAGAAAUCAUCGAACGGUUAAACAGCUGCAGAAUAGCUUCAUUGAGUUCCCUCGAGUAUUCAGAAAUUGCGUGGUCAUGUCUCCUGUGGAAACGCUGCUACUUUUCGCAUUCUUCUACGCUGGAAUAGACACAGCCGGUUCUUUUACUGAUCCCCGCGAUUCUGCUGCGCUGGAAUCCUUGAGAAAUGAAUGGCAAAAUACACCACCAAGCUGGGGAGCAUCGAUUGAUCCUUGUGGAACUCCUUGGGAAGGAGUGGCUUGCAUUAAUUCAAGAGUCACUGCACUGAGAUUAUCAACUAUGGGCCUAAAAGGUAAACUUGGUGGUGACAUUGGAGGCCUGACCGAACUAAAAUCAUUGGACCUUUCGUUCAAUAAAGACCUCACUGGUUCAAUCUCUCCAGCAUUAGGGGAUCUACAGAAUUUGAGUAUCUUGAUCCUAGCUGGUUGUGGCUUCAGUGGCAGUAUUCCCGAACAACUGGGCAAUCUUUCUAAUCUAUCCUUCUUGGCUUUAAACUCUAACAACUUUACUGGUACCAUACCGCCAUCUCUGGGAAAACUCUCCAAUCUCUAUUGGCUGGACCUGGCUGAUAAUCAAUUGACAGGUAGUCUUCCAGUCUCGACUUCUGAAACUCCUGGUUUGGACCUCCUUCUAAAGGCUAAACACUUUCAUUUCAACAAAAACCAGUUGUCAGGUUCCAUUUCACCUAAACUUUUUAGGUCUGAAAUGGUAUUAAUACACAUAUUGUUUGAUGGAAAUAAAUUUUCUGGGAAUAUCCCACCAACAUUGGGACUUGUUAAGACCCUUGAGGUUCUUCGACUUGAUCGGAAUUCCCUGGCAGGAACUGUCCCAUCAAAUCUGAACAACCUAACAAAUAUCAAUGAAUUGAAUUUAGCCAACAAUAAGUUGACGGGUCCACUGCCAAACUUAACUCAAAUGAGCUCACUAAAUUAUGUGGACCUUAGUAACAAUUCAUUUGAUUCAUCAGAAGCUCCCGAAUGGUUCUCAAAUCUACAAUCUCUCACGACUCUGAUCAUUGAAUUUGGUUCAAUGCGAGGAUCUGUUCCACAAGGAGUAUUUAGUUUACCACAAAUACAACAAGUGAAACUGAAGAAGAAUGCAUUCAGUGACACAUUUGAUAUGGGUGACAAAGUCAGUGAACAGUUGCAGCUCGUUGAUUUGCAAAAUAACAACAUUUCCCAUUUUACUCUUGGUUCAAGAUAUACCAAAACUUUGAUGCUUAUAGGGAAUCCUGUGUGUAGCACUGAUGUUACCCUCUCAAAUACGAACUACUGCCAAGUUCAAGAUCAACCGGUGAAACCCUAUUCUACCAGCCUUGCCAGCUGUUUAAGUAAGUCAUGUUCUCCGGAUGAGAAGUUAAGUCCUCAAAGUUGUGAAUGUACCUAUCCAUUUGAAGGGACUUUGUACUUUAGAGCACCCUCAUUUAGGGAUUUGUCCAAUGUGACUUUGUUUCAUUCAUUGGAAUUUAGCCUUUGGAAAAAACUGGACCUUACGCCUGGUUCAGUUUCUAUUCAAAACCCGUUCUUCAAUGUUGACGAUUAUCUUCAGAUGCAACUUGCACUUUUUCCGUCCGAUGGUAAGUAUUUUAACAGGUCAGAGAUUCAGAGGAUUGGAUUUUACUUGAGCAAUCAAACCUACAAACCUCCCCAUGAAUUUGGGCCAUUUUAUUUCAUUGCUUCUCCCUACGGUUUUGCAGACACAACUAAGGGAACUUCAAUCAGCCCCGGAGUGAUAAUUGGGGUAGCUAUUGGUUGUGCCUUCCUCGUUCUAGGCCUCAUUGGAGUUGGAAUAUAUGCAAUUUGGCAAAAGAAACGUGCAGAAAAGGCCAUUGGGUUGAGUCGGCCAUUUGCUUCUUGGGCACCAAGUGGCAAUGAUAGUGGAGGUGCACCACAGUUGAAGGGAGCCCGAUGGUUUUCUUAUGAUGAACUUAAAAAAUGCACAAAUAAUUUCUCCAUGAGCAAUGAGGUAGGAUCGGGAGGAUAUGGCAAGGUGUAUAGAGGGAUGCUUGUGGAUGGACAAGCAGUUGCGAUCAAAAGAGCUCAGCAAGGAUCAAUGCAGGGUGGCCUUGAGUUUAAAACGGAAAUCGAACUGCUUUCACGAGUUCAUCACAAAAACCUCCUUGGCCUGGUGGGAUUUUGUUUUGAACAAGGAGAACAGAUGCUCGUUUAUGAAUUUAUGCCUAAUGGAACACUGAGAGAUAGCCUGUCUGGAAAAUCUGGUAUCAAUCUUGAUUGGAAGAGAAGACUUCGUAUUGCUCUUGGAUCUGCGAGAGGAUUGGCUUACUUACAUGAACUUGCCAAUCCUCCCAUAAUCCAUAGGGACGUUAAGUCCACCAAUAUUCUAUUAGAUGAACAUUUAAAUGCAAAAGUUGCAGAUUUUGGCUUGUCCAAGCUUGUCUCUGACAAUGAAAAGGGACACGUUUCUACUCAAGUUAAAGGAACAUUGGGUUAUUUGGAUCCUGAGUAUUACAUGACUCAACAGUUAACAGAGAAAAGUGAUGUAUAUAGCUUUGGAGUCGUUAUGUUGGAACUAUUAACAGGUAAGUUGCCUAUCGAGAAAGGAAAGUAUGUAGUUCGUGAGGUGCGCAUGUUGAUGAAUAAAAGUGAGGAAGAAUAUUAUGGUCUCAAGCAGAUAAUGGAUGUAACCAUUUUAAACAAUACAACGACCAUUAUUGGGCUUGGAAGGUUCUUGGAGUUGGCCAUGCGAUGCGUGGAGGAGUCAGCUGGAGAUCGUCCCACAAUGAGUGAAAUGGUCAAGGCAAUUGAGAGUAUUUUGCAGAAUGAUGGUAUUAAUACGAACACAACAUCUGCAUCCUCGUCUGCAACUGACUUUGGGGCUUCCAGAAACGCUCCUAGGCAUCCCUACAAUGAUCCUAUACCAAAAAAGGAUGCCCAUGACAGCAAUUCUUUUGAUUACAGUGGUGGAUACACUCUUUCAACAAAAGUGGAGCCCAAAUAGUAAUGUUCCUCCUUUUCAGGAAAGACUCUCCUCCCCUCAACUCCUUUGGUUAUAAGGAGAUGGAAACUUGUAGAAUUGUAACCAUUUUAUGCUGUUGGAGAUUUUUGUUCGUGAAUGUGUUUCCAAAUGUUGGUUGGUUGUGCAUUCAAACAUCAUUCUCAUGUUGUAUGGGUUGUCAGUUGGCUUGUUACUGGAGUAGUGGAUACUGACAACUAGAUUUUUAUCUUUGACUCUUAGGAUCUAGAAUGGCUUCAAUUAUAGGAAAGGUAAUAUGACUGAAAUUUAUAUUUACAUUUUUUAAAAA
Cucumis sativus (cucumber) is the source of this 3767-nucleotide messenger RNA. RefSeq names its product probable leucine-rich repeat receptor-like protein kinase At5g49770. The record is from RefSeq and is a predicted model, not a curated record. The coding region runs from base 563 to 3463 and encodes 966 amino acids. Gene Ontology annotation, molecular function: ATP binding; protein binding; protein kinase activity. The transcript is spliced from 19 exons. Gene Ontology annotation, biological process: protein phosphorylation. NCBI's taxonomy places the organism in Eukaryota, Viridiplantae, Streptophyta, Magnoliopsida, Cucurbitales, Cucurbitaceae.